Neurospora hispaniola is the source of this 1931-nucleotide messenger RNA. RefSeq names its product peroxisomal membrane anchor protein conserved region-domain-containing protein. Bases 269 to 1543 code for a protein of 424 amino acids. The transcript is spliced from 2 exons. NCBI's taxonomy places the organism in Eukaryota, Fungi, Ascomycota, Sordariomycetes, Sordariales, Sordariaceae. Gene Ontology annotation, molecular function: signaling receptor binding. Gene Ontology annotation, cellular component: peroxisomal membrane; peroxisomal importomer complex. Gene Ontology annotation, biological process: protein import into peroxisome matrix, docking. The record is from RefSeq and is a predicted model, not a curated record.
AAUAGCGACACCCAUGCCUCGGUAACAGGAGACGACAACCACGGCUGGCGGCGCUGAAAGACCAUGGAAAGUUAGGUCAGUUCCCAGCCGCCAGCCAUCACAACGGCAUCGCGAAUUCACCCAUACAAUCCGUCCAUUCAUUCAUUUAUCCAUCCAUCCCCUCGCCGUCUUCGAGUCCUCGCCGAACCGUCCAGACUACCUGGAGCAGCAUCACACCCCUCGUACAGACAGUUACAAGAACCGAAUUCGGGCAUUCAACUCCACCGCCAUGGGCGACUCGGAAGAACACAAGGGCGCCGACACCCUGGCGUGGGAGAAAGCGACAGCCGACAACAACAACACAUCUCAACCUCAGACGCAGGCUCAGGCCCCGUCAACAUCGACAUCCUCAAAAUCCCAGCCCGCAGCCCAAACCUCUCCAGAAGCGCCCAAAGUCUCAGUCUCCCUCGAACAAGCCAGGAUAUUCCUCCAGGAUGCGCAGGUGCAAAAGGAGACGACAGAGCGCAAGGCCGCCUUUUUGAGGAGCAAGGGCAUCUCCCAGAGUGACAUCGACGAACUGCUGAAGGAGGACUGGAUUCGGGCGCAAUCAGAUAUGAGAGAAAUCCCCGUCACCAACGAAUCGUCAUCAUCGGCUUCGUCAAAGGUGGCUGCUGCGAUAACAACCACAACCACCCUCCCCAAGACAAAAGAACAACAUGUGCCCAUCAUCACCUACCCCGAGUUUAUGGCCGAGACGCACCGGGCGCCACCGCUAAUAACCAUGAACGGCGUCCUUAAUACGGCCUACGCCUUCAGCGGUAUCGCCGCCCUCGUCUACGGCGCCAACAAGUACGUUGUCGAACCCAUGCUCAACCAACUCACCGAAGCCCGCGUCGACUUCCACGACAACGUCAAGGACAACCUGGACCGGCUGGUCGAGAAGCUCGAGCAAACCGUGUCGGAGCUGCCUCCGGGCUACAAGGCGUCGGACGGCCGCGCCGGCCGCUACAAGGACGCUUACGACGACGACGAUGACGACGACAACAUGAGCACGUACGAGGACCCGACCGAGAUGUUCCACCGGGACGUUGGCAUCCAGACGUCGCCGCCGCCCACGCCGUCGGUGCGGGCCAUGUCGCUCCCUUCGCGCCCGGGCACAGCCAUGUCGGCCCGGUCUCUGUCGGAGAUCUACGAGGCGCACUCGCGGGCCCAGUCGCGCGCGGCGUCGGCCAUUUCCGAGCGGCACAUGAACCACACGCAGAAGCAGCAGAGGCGACUGGCGGAGCUGGUGACGUCGGUCAAGGAGAUCAACGAAGGGCUGACAUCGCAGUGCGAGGACUACGACGAGCUCAGGACAACGGUGGACGUAUUCCACGGCGAGCUGGAGCAGUUGGCGCUGCAGCACUACGACUUCACUGGAGGCUUUUCGUUGUACGGGUAUACCAAUAGGAGCGAGCCUAACGAUGAGAUCAAGAAGGCCAAAGAGAAUAUCAGACGGGUCAAGGGCGUGUUGCUCACCACGAGGACAUUUGCUACGCCUGCUCCUGGUGCCUCGGGGCGGUAGGAACGCAUGAGGCAGCAAGUGGCAGAUGCGCGGAAUGCUCGACGUGAUGGGAAGAAAGAAGGGGCGGAGUAAAUUAAUGAUGCUUUCCCCCCGUCAAGUCGGAUAUGGAGCAAAAGCAUGGAAUCAUUCACAAUCUGCUUUGAAGAUUCAAAACAAGCAAAACGCCAAGGUAUAAUCGAUAGAAGUAAGUAUUAGCCAGCGGUUAAUGACAUAAUUGUUGUUCUCUUACAAGUCGAACCAAAUUUCGACCGUGUUCGCCUCCGAUCCCAAAACUUGGAAAUGGAUCGCCGGAAUAACAUCCGCAAUUUCAAUAAAAAAAAAGCCCAAAUAACCUUGACGUUACUCUGUCAGCAACCACAAGUUACACCACAUUCUUACAAGAGGUGGC